Linepithema humile (Argentine ant) is the source of this 876-nucleotide messenger RNA. RefSeq lists its product as uncharacterized. NCBI's taxonomy places the organism in Eukaryota, Metazoa, Arthropoda, Insecta, Hymenoptera, Formicidae. The record is from RefSeq and is a predicted model, not a curated record.
UGUGUGCGCUAAAUUCGAGUCGUAAUGCAAAUCAACGAUAAGUCGGACGUAAUUUCUUGCAACGAUAAGUUGGACAAAUAUGUGAUUUGAUAAUAAUAAUUACCAGUCAUUCUUUGAGUUUGAAGAAAAAUCAGGCCUCACAGCUAUUUGAUCAAUUUGCAAGAAUAUUACAACGAUAGAAACAUGAGUUUGCAAAAAGGGAAUGCUACUCGAUCAAGACCUCAGAAACAUCAAAAUCAAGUUGUCUUCAAAAAUAAUUUACACGACAACUCUCAGAAAACAAAAUUUAUUAAUAGCAUCGAGGUUGCUAAUGUGUGUGAGCGUUGUAAGAAAAUAAUUGAGUGGAAAAUUAAGUAUAAAAAGUACAAAGCACUCAAAGCUCCAGUGAAAUGUACAAAGUGUGAGCAGAAAACUGUGAAACACUCUUAUCAUAAUAUCUGCUUGCCUUGUGCCAAACAGCAAAAAGUAUGUCCAAAGUGUGGUGAGAAGAAAGAAAUUAUUGAAGGAAAGCCUAGUAAAGAAGAACAAAUUAAAUUAGAUGCUGAAUUUAAAGUUAUCCUGAAAACCAUGUCUGAGAGAAAACGAAGGACGUUUUUGCGUUACAUGAAUCAACAGAUGACAAAAAAUAAAAAUAAGAUGGGGCAUACAUCUGGAUUAGACAUGGAUACAAGUGAAACUAAUAGCAAAGACUACAGUGUAACAGAAUCCAAAAGCAGAGAAGAUUUAUUAACAAAACUGAAAUCAUUAGCUAUUACAGACAAAGAUGAUGAUUUUGAUAUUGAUGAUGAAACGGAUGAUAACUUUGAUAGUGAUAGUGAUGAUUCGUUAUGUGAUAAAAAAUUUUCUAAAUAAAAAGAUUGUUUAAUCAUGGUAUAA